Molecule: messenger RNA, 1305 nt
Organism: Arabidopsis lyrata subsp. lyrata
Lineage: Eukaryota; Viridiplantae; Streptophyta; Magnoliopsida; Brassicales; Brassicaceae
Product: chaperone protein dnaJ 72
Exons: 3
Coding region: 234-803 (189 amino acids)
Source: RefSeq, a predicted model, not a curated record
UAAUUGAGAGGUGUUUGGAGGAAGCGGCCAUUGAAGCGCCACGAAGUCUUCUUCUUCUUCCUCCAAUAACAGAGAGCGAUUCUCUACUAUUCCAAUUUCAUUUUCGAUGUUACCCACACGAGUACAGAUUCACGUACACAAAUCUUUCUAUAUGCAUAGUUAUACACAGGAGCAAUCGCGGAUCUCAAUUUCAGGUGUUUGCGAUUCCGAUUUGAUCGGUUGAAAAUUUUCCGAUGGUGGAUCAUUACCAAGUUCUAGGUGUUACGAAGAACGCGACGAAGAAGGAGGUUAAAGAUGCGUUUCGAAGAUUGGCGAUUAAGUAUCAUCCGGAUAAGCACGCACAAUCUCCGGACCAUGUUCGUCGAAACGCCACCGUGCGGUUUAAGCUUGUAUCGGAGGCGUACGAAGUUUUGAACGACGAUCUGAAACGCGCGUCUUAUAACGCUGGUAGCGAUUCAGAUUGCUUUCGUCGUACGAGCGGUUCGUAUAGUAAUCCGUAUGGAAAUCGUGGUGGCAGAGCGUAUGGUUACGGUUAUGGUUACUCUACGAGGAAUCGUCAGGCCUCUAGCUUCAGCAGCGGAUUUGAUUCGACGUUUCGUUAUUUGACUACGCGAGCGUUUCUACUGAAUCUCGCAUUAGCUGGUGGUUUGUACCUUGCAUUUUCUGCGAUUGAUACAAGCGGAGAAACACUGUGGAAAAUGCGUAACUCAGGGCUAAUAACUUUGAGUAUAUAUUUUCAGAAAUCAUUCGAAGAAGCAAUGGAAUCAAUCGAGAAAUCAAAGUCACAUAAGGAUGAAGGGUGAAAGAGAGGAAGCGAAGGUACUUCUAAAGACUUUGACUUUGACUUUUAAGCUUCUUCUGUGAGUCUGGUGGGUUUGUGUAGGUCAUUGCUAGGAACUUUUCUAGAUUUCAUUCUAGUUUUUAUAAAUGAACCUUGAGAAGUUGAAAAAACCCUAAUUAUAUUACUUUGACAUGUUCUCUUGUGUUAGCCGCUGGACUGAACAUAUGUCAUGAAGUGUAUUUAGAUAGGUUUUCAUUUUCUUGUAACGAAUAUUCAUCUCUCCAGAUAAAUAAUCGAUUAUGAGAGAAGUCCUAGUACACGCAAUUGUAUCUGAGUGCAUAAUGGCAAGCAAAGAUGGGAUGUUCUAAUAAAACAAAUACUGUGUUUUGGCAUUGUAUCAGUAAUGGAGACAUUGUUGUAUUAGUGGUCGUAACGCAUUUGAUUGUCUUAUUUAAAAGAUGCUGACAAGAUAUUUACCCUCCUCCGUUGAAAAAUAUCUUAUGAUUAAUUUAUAGUUUUCGCUA